Molecule: messenger RNA, 1232 nt
Organism: Colletes gigas
Lineage: Eukaryota; Metazoa; Arthropoda; Insecta; Hymenoptera; Colletidae
Gene: Ttc19
Product: tetratricopeptide repeat protein 19 homolog, mitochondrial
Exons: 4
Coding region: 120-1190 (356 amino acids)
Biological process (GO): mitochondrial respiratory chain complex III assembly
Cellular component (GO): mitochondrial inner membrane
Molecular function (GO): protein binding
Source: RefSeq, a predicted model, not a curated record
CGAGUGACAUACAUAUUAUACAUGGAAAAUUUUAUAGCAACGUGUAUAAUUAUUAAUAAUUGUAUAUUAUAUGUAAAGUUUAUUAGUGUGAAAAUAUAAUUUAAAAUUCACAGCACGCAAUGUAUUGUCGAAAAAUAAUUACGAAUGUACACAAUUACGCGCAAUUCUACACAAAAUCUAAUGUUAUCACGAAUGUUUGCCAAUUGAAAUCAAAAAGAAAUCCAUUUAUAAUGUAUGUGUCACAAAUUUAUAAAAUAAAAAGACAUUAUAAUCACAUGUUCCAUGAACAUAAGAAUUCAUCUAAAACGAAACUUUUUAUUGUUUCGGGUAGUUUUUUGUUUAAUUUAUACGACGCUAAGGAAGAAAAAGACGAUGUUUCAGAAUUAGAAAUGACAAUUAAACGAUCAAUAUUAUUAAUUCAGAAGGGAGAAUUUAAAAAAGCAGAACGAAUGUUGCAUGUUGCUUUGCGCCAAGCGCAAAUUUUACAACAUUAUGAUGGUAUAACUUAUAUUUACGAUGUAAUGGCAAAUCUUGCAUACGAUAUGGAAGACUAUAAAAAAGCAAAGAAACUGUUUGUGUCAGUUUUAGAAAGAUUAAUAUCUAAGGGAGUUUCAAAAGAUGAUUUAGCAGUCAUUCAUAUUAGUCUUAAAAUUGCAAAUAUGUAUCACAUAGUAGGAGACAUAGAAAAAGCGGAAACUGGUUACAAAUUUUGCUUAGAAAAUUUACAAAAUCACAUGGCUAAAGAGAGUGAGAAUCCAGACGUUUUACAGUUACUAGGUUUAAAUUUAGAAUGGUAUGCAGCUAUGCUAUUUUCACAAUCGCAAUAUGCUGAUGCUAUGAAACAUUUAACUCAAUCUUACAAUAUAUCCAUACAAAUAAAUGGCGAGGAACAUGAACAGACUGUUGUUCUGCUGAACGAUUUGGGAACUGUUAAUUGUAUGUUGAAAGACUAUGAUCAAGCAAUUAAAUAUUUAUCUAAAGCUAUAGAAAUAGGAAAAAAGUUACCGGAUAUGUCUGACAUAGGUUCUGUUCAUAUUAAUUUGGGAAAUGUAUUUAUUAUGAAAGGAUUAUACGAUGAAGCGAAAAAAAAUUGUAAUCAAGGAAAGCAUUUAUCAAAGAUGAAAAAGCACAGUGAAGCUGUACAAGAAGCCGAAGAAUGUCUAGAAAGGAUAAAAAAAUUGAUAUCUUAGUAUAGUCAUAGAUGUGAAUAGAUUAUUUAUAUUUUGAGGUAA